AUGACUGAGUGGCCGUGACACAUCAAAGACUCGGUCGCACACUUCUCUCCAGCGCUCUCAUCUGGCUCCCACAAUAACUCGCCAUGUUUUUGGAGAAAGAUGGGGAGGGGGGGAAGGGCACACACGCUAUCCCUGUGGGGACCUCCCAUUGCCAUGACCCUUUCCCCUGCCGCUCACCCUAAACCGUCCAAAACACAUGGCUAACCUGAGCCAGGCCCAAACUUCAACCUUACAAAGUCAUGUUUUGAUGCCUUCAUCCUCAAUGUGAGGCUCGUGGGGUCCCCACAUUAGCAUGAUGUUCUGACGAGGACAGUGUUUUGUCAAGAAUGGGUCAGAGGCACACACACACACACACACACACACUAUGGAAAUGAAGAUCCGAGGCGAUCAUGUGACCAACACCGUUGGAGCGAGGUCAUGUGGUGGCGCACAUGUGAACAUUGGUGAGGUGUUUUCACAUGAAUGACAGCAGGAUCAAAGCUCAGCCUCACUGUGGGAGGAGGAUGGGAGAGGGGGACCGGUGCACCCACACAUUGUCCUUGCCGCUUUGUUAGGGACUGUCAAUUCCAAAACAGACUGUAGUAGAACUCUUGUGUCUGUGCUGUAAUACAGGUCGUACUGCGUAGUAGGUUUAUAAUUCAUGUCGUCAUGUUGACAACUCCUCACCCAGAAAAGAAGCAUAAACAACUGACCCUUUGACCUUUCACUCUGCCGUUGCCAUGGCAGCAGCUGCAUGAAAAACCCUGACCAUCACUUGGAUGUGGUGAUGAUGCGCGUGUCUUGUGUGUUCAGGUGGCACACUUGUCGGGGUGCACGUUGGGAGGCGUGGGGGGGCAGCGGCGUGUGGAUUAUCACUCGGAGGCGGUGAGAUUAGGGCAGCGAGGGCAGAUGGCGCCACAGGGAGACGAGGGCGGCUCAGAGCGCCUCGAUAAGUGACAUGAAGCACGGAUUGUUACUGUGUGUUUCUCAGUGUAUCGCACGUGUUCCUGUGAGCCCUGCCUCAUGCCCUCACCCUCCCCUCCCUCCAUGACUCCAGUCAUGUUCUGCACUCCAGACACACAAACAUCAACUCAAAACUCACACCAAAGUCAUGAAGAGUUUGAUGGUCAUAACUGUAUAACAACACGACACGAGUCGUUUAUGUCUGGUUUAGUUCUUUUUCAUUUCUGAAUAUGUUACUGGACUCUGAAUAUAUCAAUGAUUGUUUUCAUUUAUUCAACAUUAUUUUAAAGAAUUGUAUUUAUAUUUUCAACUUUCAUAUUAUUUGUAUUAUAUAUAUCGUUUUUGUUAUUAUGUCUAUUUCAUUUGUGUAUAAUUGCUCUUCAAUAACACAUUUAUCCGUUAUUUUUUUCUUGUAUUGUUGCAUUUUACAUCAAAUCUAUUCUUGUAUCUUAAAAAGUAUAUGCAAAUAAUUUAAUUAAAAAAAAAACUCCUCACAUCCACCAGGAAAUUUAGGCUAAAAAGACAACUGCUUUGGUCAGGUGACCCCGGCGCAUCCCAAGUUAUUCGGACAUGAAGCAUAUUGUUCUUGCAGCAUGACCACACCCUGCCCCGGACUUGGAGUCAAGCCGAGCCUUGAUCCUGCUGUCAUUCAUGUGAAAACGCCGUCAACGUUAGCAUGUGUGAGUGCGCCGUCACAUGACCCGAAGAGCUUCACUGAUGCUGGUCACAUGACCACCUCUGUGUCUGUCUGUAUUGUACAGGUUUUCAAUGAUCCCUCCUGUUUUGAUGAACGUGACCGGGUCACUGAUACAAGUGGGACACUGACAUGAGCGGGUCAUAGACACGAGCGAGUCUUAGACACGCGCGGGUCAUCCUUCCUCUCACCAGGCCCUCACUCAUGAACGGACCCAAGGUUCUGAAAUGAAAAAUGUACAACUAUCUUGAUGAGAGAUGACAUGUAAUGGACUCCGUCGCUUCAAAAUGAAAUGAUUUAAAUUAUCCUGAAAGAAAUAUUCAUAUUAGGUUAUUGCUAUUAUCGAAUGUAACAUGGAAACAAUGAGAAAAAAGAAAAUGUUGAGAUGAAAACAGAAAAAUGAGUCAUCUUAAUGUCAUAACUGAUAAAUCUUAUGGAAGUGCAAAAAUCAAGCAAUAUUAUCAAGAUUACAGUUUUGUCAGUCAGAAUAAAUGAGGCUCCUGGAAUGAUGAGCUGCAAAAUGAGCAGAGGUUUCAAAAUAAAAGCCCGGCGCCUGCAGAGGUCAGGUUAGCCCAGGCGAGCGCUGCGAUGACAGCAGAGCCAGUCCACAUGCUCAGACGCAGAGCGGGAGGGGAGGAGGAGGAGGGCGAAGGGGAGUGGACGGGGGAGGAGAGAGAAACAAACAGUUUGUGGCUGCAGCAGAGAAUCUCGGUCACAUCCAGAGCAGCAGCAGAGAAGCGAUGAGGGGAGCGUGGAAGGAGCAGACCUGGUGUCCCGGUGCCGCCCCGCUGUGAUCUGACCGACGUGUGAAGUUGUGACAAAGAUUCUCAGCCGGAGACUCAGCCAGCGCAGCAUCAUGCAUAUCCUGCAGCCGUACUGCAUCAACAGGUGGCCCGACGUGCCCAAGAGGAAGAGGAAGAACAGCCAGUCCUCAGUGAAGAGCAUGUCGGCUCUUAGUGUCUCUGUUGCAGGCUACAUCCCCAGCUACCUGGAGAAGGACGAGCCGUGUGUGGUGUGUGGAGACAAGGCCACCGGCUACCACUACCGCUGCAUCACCUGCGAGGGCUGCAAGGGUUUCUUCCGCAGAACCAUCCAGAAGAACCUCCACCCGUCCUACUCCUGCAAGUAUGAAGGCUGCUGCAUCAUCGACAAGAUCACGCGCAACCAGUGCCAGCUGUGCCGCUUCAAGAAGUGCAUCUCAGUGGGCAUGGCCAUGGACCUGGUGCUGGACGACUCCAAGCGCGUGGCCAAGCGUCGCCUCAUCGAGGAGAACCGAGAGAAGAGGAAGCGCGAGGAGAUGGUGCGCACGCUGCAGCUGCGGCCCGAGCCCACCACCUCCGAGUGGGAGCUGAUCCGCUCGGUGACGGAGGCGCACCGCCACACCAACGCCCAGGGCUCCAGCUGGAAGCAGAAACGCAAGUUCCUGCCGGACGACAUCGGCCAGAGCCCGCUGGUCCCGGCCACCGAGGGCGACAAAGUGGACCUGGAGGUCUUCAGCGAAUUCACCAAGAUCAUGACCCCAGCCAUCACUCGCGUGGUGGACUUCGCCAAGAAGCUGCCCAUGUUCUCCGAGCUGCCCUGUGAAGACCAGAUCAUCCUGCUGAAAGGCUGCUGCAUGGAGAUCAUGUCCCUGAGAGCCGCCGUCCGCUACGACCCCGACAGCGAGACGCUGACGCUCAAUGGCGAAAUGGCCGUGAAGCGGGAGCAGCUCAAGAACGGAGGCCUCGGUGUGGUGUCGGACGCCAUCUUUGAUUUGGGCAAGAGCUUGGCGCAGUUCAACCUGGACGACUCGGAGGUGGCGCUGAUGCAGGCCGUCCUGCUCAUGAGCUCAGAUCGCUCCGGCCUGACCAGCGUGGAGAAGAUCGAGCAGUGUCAGGAGGCCUACCUGCUGGCGUUCGAACACUACAUCAACUACCGCAAGCACAACAUUCCCCACUUCUGGCCCAAGCUGCUCAUGAAGGUGACCGACCUGCGGAUGAUCGGCGCCUGCCACGCCAGCCGCUUCCUCCACAUGAAGGUGGAGUGUCCCAACGAACUCUUCCCUCCUCUUUUCCUGGAGGUCUUCGAGGACCAGGAAGUCUGACCUUCCUCCCACCCUGGACCUUCUAUGGGAGGAAGGAAAAACUGGAUAUUUUUCUUUUUGAUUUUUGGGAAACCCCAAUUUGCCACCAGCACCCACACUUCUCAUGCGCAGGUUGAACCUUAAAUAUCUAAUAUAUAAAUAACGUAAUAUAUAUUUCUGUAUAUAUCUGAAUCACAAACCGCCCGGCCAACAGUCUCUGCAACCACCGUCGACCUCACAAGUGUACUUUUCUCAUGUCCCCCAUGUGGGGUCUGCAAAAACCAGCUGUUCCCAGUUCCUGUGGUGGGAACCCACGUGAAAUGAGGGUCACUAACCGACAUAUCAGGAGUAAACUGCACCCUGAGUCUACUUUUCUGGGAACUUCCUGCCUAUAAGGCCUCCAGUCGGCUGCUCGAUGGCCCGGACCCUUGGAAGACCAUCCCAAAAGACAUUGGCCAUCUUGGAAGCCGCCUCACGUAAACACACCCAUCACCAGUGACCUCAUCACAUGUCACUGUGAAGUCAGGAUCGCUAUGACCUCAUCGCCAGACACCCAUGAAGCGGCUCAUGUUCACGCUCACGACCAAAUCUGCCAUUCAAACACGACAGAAACAGCUUGGUUUCCUUUGUAGCAAUAAAGCCAUUUAGGAACAAACAGGAAGGCGUUUAGACGACGAAGACGUCAGUUGGCGUUGGAGGCCCGUGUAAAUAAUGCGACAGAGAUUAAAGAUGUUUCACAAGGUGUUGCACAACUCCAUUAAGCUAGGCUACGCUAACACAACCUUGGUUGUAUCAACUCGUGUGUUAGGCGCCGGAAAGCAGGAAGUACGCUUCAGAACUCCCAAAACAUAAGCUGUAAUGAUCUCAUCGGAUAAACGUCAUUGUGACAAAAAUCCUAUAGUACUAUUAAAAUUUGAAAAUACUUCAGUUGAUCCCAGAAAACGCUUCUCGUUUUUUAAACCAGAAUCGCGACGGCUAGGCUCUAAUUGAUGAUGUCAUCCAACCGUCACCAGCAGACGUUAAAAAUGCUCCACAUUCCAUGACAUGUUUUGGCUCGUUGUCCUGAAUUGAAAACACAGGUGUCACUUAAGCGACGUUAGAGUCUCCGACACACUAACCACUGCUACACUGUCUGCAUCCUCUGCACCGCAACCCUCGGACCGGACCUCACCUCUUGUCGCGGUGUGGGCGGGAGGGCCGUUACCUCUGCAGGCGUCUCCGUCACCUGUACCUCCUCCCACUAAAUGGACGGAUUCUACCUCACCGCUCGUUUCAGUACCCACUCCUCACGGCACCAGUAGCCAGCAUGGACCUGCUGAGUCAGCAAACGGGCCGUGGAUCAACAGCAAAUGUGGCAGGGGGGUUCUUUUUUGUUCAGUCUGGGACCAACUCUUUUUUUUUUUCAAUCUGGGAACCAGAAAAGACCCUGAGGUGACCUUUGCUGACCUCAAGGAGGCAGUUGUGAGACUCCAACAUCAGUGCGGUGGGACCCCGGUUCCCGCGGUGGGUCUUUGAGAACCAAGCCGCCUGUGAAUCGGCAGUGCUGGCCAGCGGACGGGCUUUCGGGAGACAACCCUGACUGGCGAUGCUGGGACUGGCCCGGCCAAAAUAAACACAUCGCCACGCUGCGACUGGAUCCAACUUCAAAGCGGGAUCGGAUGCCAAACUAACCAACAGUCCAAGGUUUCCCGUCACAACUGCCCUCCCUCAGAAACAUGCACCAUGAAUUCAUCACUGCUGCAUUAGCGCCACCUCAACCAAUCCCAAAAUGCCAUCCAUGACAAAUCAGGUUUUUCUUUUGUGUUGCACUAAAACCACAAUGUCUGUAUCCCUCGGUAGCUCUUCCUUUCUUCCCUCCAGCGUCGCUCCUUUUCCUGCUUCCUUCCUUCCUUCCUUUCCUGAGCUAUUUCAAUAAUAAUCUUCAGAUGAUUGAGUCGCCAUGACAGCACACACACACACACACACACACACACACACACACACACACACACACACACACACACACACCAUGAGUGAUGAA
Molecule: messenger RNA, 5718 nt
Organism: Synchiropus splendidus (mandarinfish)
Lineage: Eukaryota; Metazoa; Chordata; Actinopteri; Syngnathiformes; Callionymidae
Product: thyroid hormone receptor alpha
Exons: 8
Coding region: 2493-3719 (408 amino acids)
Biological process (GO): cell differentiation; thyroid hormone receptor signaling pathway; positive regulation of transcription by RNA polymerase II
Molecular function (GO): zinc ion binding; nuclear receptor activity; RNA polymerase II cis-regulatory region sequence-specific DNA binding
Source: RefSeq, a predicted model, not a curated record